Messenger RNA from Lemur catta (Ring-tailed lemur), 1741 nucleotides. RefSeq lists its product as uncharacterized. The record is from RefSeq and is a predicted model, not a curated record. The coding region runs from base 1 to 1173 and encodes 390 amino acids. NCBI's taxonomy places the organism in Eukaryota, Metazoa, Chordata, Mammalia, Primates, Lemuridae. The transcript is spliced from 7 exons.
AUGGGCCAGGAAGAUCCCGAGCACACUUGGUUCCAAUUGGAACUCCUGGCGGCAGAGACCUCCUGCCGCAGACAGACCAAGCACAUGGGUGGGCCCGCGCAUCGCCGCCGCGAGGCUGUGCCAACUGGAGCAGCCCGAAGCCCGGUGCGGAAGGACCACGGUGUCGGAAGCUGGGACGUGGAAGCCAAACUGGAAUCAAAUGCUGACUACUCCUGGGCCCUGGCCCUUGUGCCCCUAGAGUGGGGACUCUACCCUCUGGCUCUUCUGUGCAGAAGCAGGAGCCCCCAGCGGAGCCCCUGGCAGGGGCCCUGUGACGGGAAGUCCCUGCUGGGACCCCAGCCCUGCCAGUGCGGGUGGGGCGUGGUGCCAGGUCCUUUCCGAUUUUCACUGGUUGACUUUGCCCCUUUCCUACUAGGAGCUGAUGGCGUGGCCGGUGGAGGUCAGGCAGACAGCAGCGCCCUGCAGCGGCCCUGUCCCCUUCUAUUGACCUCCCAGAACCAGGCCCGCUGGCAGGAGCGCAUCCAAAAGGAGGCAGCCGCCCGGGUUGCCUGGAAGAUCAAGUAUGGCCACGAGUACCGGAAGGAGGGGACUGUGCCCAGGAGGCAGCUGCAGCAGGCCCCAUUCAGGUCAGCCUUGGUAGCGGGCCCGGCGCCUGCCACCGGCCACUUUGACUACAAGGAGGUACAGGUCGGACGGCCGGAGACCAAGGGGGUCCGGAACCAGCUGUCCGGGGCAGUGGGUGUCCAGGGUGCCCCAUCCGAGGGAGACAGAGGAACAACUCAGGGGCCAGCAGGCCAGACCAGGCCAGAGGGCUUAGAAAUGAGGCAGGCCCCCCCAAGCACCCUGCAGCUGCUCUUCCAAGGCAUCUCCCAUGACGGCCAAGGCCGGGCCCUGUACCUCCGGGAGCGGCAUCGGCAGAAGCCAGAGGAGAAGUUCCGGUACCCGAUCGUAUCAUCCUGGGAGUACGGCUGGCACGUGGGAAUCAGCUGGUUAAAAUGCAGGACGGAUCCAGUGUGGGGAGGGAAAUGCCAUGCUCCCAGCGGGCCCCAGAUGGUACUGCUGCUGCCCCCCGUGGGCCACACCUUGAGCUCAAGGGGACGCCAUGAAGCACACCAAGGUUUCAGCGUACGCCAAGGUCCAGCCCAUCACAAAGGCGUUUUACAUCAAAAGUGACAUCUUUCAUUUCCCACGGCGGACAGACCAGCUCAUGUGAACCCAGCUGGGGAAGGGGCCCUUGAGCCACUCCUUUACUGCACCCAGGGCCCAUCGGGACCCUCCGGGGGAAGACUCUGCCGGCCAGACCCACCCGCACUCUGCCUGCCUCGCCGAGUGUGACCGUCACGCAGGUGUGCCUCUGGGAUGAAUUGGUGGCCCAGCCUGCUGGCUCACUAUGCUCCAUCGCCAGCAAGGUGUGGGCAGGGGGGCUCCUUUCCUGGGGGAAACUAGGGGUCUCCAAGGGCUCCAUCCGCAGAGCUGGGGCAGGGACGGGGUUUGCUGAGUCCUUAAGGUGCUGAGGGGGAGAAUGUCUCCCUGCUUUUUAUUUCUCUGCAUGGUGUUGAACGGACCCACGGCAGAGCCGCUUGGUCCCAGUGUAUCCCACCGUUUAGGGAAGAAGCAGUUUCCAUUUUGACUUACUGCCUCUCUCCUCCCAGAACCUGUAUCAGUCAGGCUUGCCUCACUGCUGCGACAAACAGCCCCUAAAUCCCUUUAUUGCUUAAACCAAUAAAGAUGUAUUUCCUAC